UUCUUUUAUAUGUUCUGAGCCGCCAUGGACGCGGUGGAAUUGUUCAAGAAGCUUGGUGUUGGUGCAAAAUUUGAUUUCAAGCGUUUUGGAAAAGAUGCGGAAAGAUUUAAGGUGGUGAGGUCUCAGAGCAAAGAUAUCUCUAACCCCUUGGCCAGGAUUAGCUUCUUUGGCAUAAAGAGAGAUGAUGAGACUGCUGUAGAGUGCACACAUGAUGACAGUGAAGAGGAAAAGUCAGAGGAAGAACAGGCAGUCUUUGCAGAAAAGAGAAAAGGUUCUGAUGAGGAUGAACCAUUGAGCAUACAAAGAAAGAAAAGGAAAAAGGAUAAAAAGAACACUGAUGAUGCAGAGAUUGAGGAACCUGAUGGUGAUGACAAAUCAGAACCAGAGAAGGGGGGGAUUCAGUGGAUGUCUUCACAAAGCAAGAAGGCAGAAGGACCUAAGACAAAGGCCAAAGACAGUCCCUCACUGAUGAGACUAAAACAACUUCAUCAAGAGAAGGUCAGUCAGUUAAGGCACAAGAACAGGAUUAAUGUGCAUGGCACAGAUGUCCCAGACCCUCUUAGCACCUUUGAAGAGCUUCGCCAGGAAUAUGAGCUGGAUCCAAGAAUCAUUCAGAACAUCAAAGCAGCAGGCUUCCAGACCCCCACGCCCAUUCAGAUGCAGGCCAUACCACUCAUGAUGCAUAGGCGAGAGAUCCUGGCAUGUGCCCCCACAGGUUCUGGGAAAACUAUAGCCUUCUGCUUGCCCGUGCUUUCCCACCUCCGGCAGCCACUUAAUAAGGGCUUCAGGGCCCUCAUCGUAGCUCCUACCCGAGAGUUGGCCAGCCAGACACACAGAGAAUUGCUGAAACUGUCUGAGGGAGUGGGCUUCAGGAUUCACAUCAUUAACAAAGGAGUAGAUGCAGCCAGAAAAUACGGUCCUACGUCAGCUAAGAAGUUUGACAUAUUGGUGACAACUCCUAAUAGGCUGGUAUACCUGCUUAACCAGGACCCACCGGCUGUAGAUUUAAGCAGUGUGGAGUGGCUGGUGGUCGACGAGUCCGAUAAGCUGUUUGAGGAUGGCAAGACCGGCUUUAGGGAGCAACUGGCCACCAUAUUCCUGGCCUGCUCCUCUCCCAAGAUCCGCCGAGCACUCUUCAGCGCGACCUUCACCACUGAGGUGGAGCAGUGGUGUAAGCUCAACUUGGACAACCUUGUCUGUGUGAACAUUGGACCCAGGAACUCAGCAGCAGAGACGGUAGAGCAGGAGCUUCUGUUUGUCGGUGCAGAGAAUGGAAAACUGCUAGCUAUGAGGGACCUGAUAAAGAAGGGUUUUCUGCCACCGAUGCUAGUGUUUGUUCAGUCCAUUGAUCGCGCCCGUGAAUUGUUCCACGAGCUGGUGUAUGAGGGCAUCAAUGUGGAUGUGAUCCAUGCUGACCGCACACAACAACAGAGAGACAACGUGGUUAGCAGCUUUCGAUCUGGUAAGAUUUGGGUGCUGAUCUGUACGGCACUAAUGGCCCGAGGCAUCGACUUUAAAGGAGUCAACUUGGUUGUCAACUAUGACUUCCCCACUAGCGCGGUAGAGUACAUCCAUCGGAUAGGUCGCACUGGAAGGGCAGGCCAUAAGGGGAAAGCCAUUACGUUUUUCACUGAGAGUGACAAACCGCUUCUGCGCAGCAUUGCGACUGUGAUAAAACAAGCUGGAUGUCCUGUACCAGAGUACAUGAUUGGAUUCAAGAAAAUGAAAAGCAAAGUGAAACGACAGCUUGAGAAGAAACCACCAAGGAGAUCAACAAUCCGCACAACACCCCGCUUACUCACGAAAAAGAAACCCAACAAGGGGAAAAGAAAAAAAUUAAAAAUUGAGGCAAAUGUGAAAGCAAUUGAACAAGAAGAGAGAAGAAACACCUGAGAUGUAGGGAAUUACUGCUGUAAAAUGUGUAUGGAUGUUUCCUGCCUUGUUUUUCUAAUAAAGUAAUAACAAAAGCUUUGA
Molecule: messenger RNA, 1974 nt
Organism: Electrophorus electricus (electric eel)
Lineage: Eukaryota; Metazoa; Chordata; Actinopteri; Gymnotiformes; Gymnotidae
Gene: ddx52
Product: DEAD (Asp-Glu-Ala-Asp) box polypeptide 52
Biological process (GO): maturation of SSU-rRNA
Cellular component (GO): cytosol
Molecular function (GO): RNA helicase activity; nucleic acid binding; ATP binding
Source: RefSeq, a predicted model, not a curated record